GCUCCUCCCUCCACCCCGCGCAAUCCUCUCUCCUCCGGGCAGGCGAUGCCGAGCGGGGCGGCCAUGGAGGCGGCGGCGCGGAGGCGGCAGCUCCCGGGAGCGGCGAGCGGUCCCGGCGCCACGUUCGUGCAGGCCAGGCAUGGCUCCAUGAAGGCUGAGGAGACAGAGCGCACAGCUCCCUUCCACUUUGACCUCUGGUUCUACUUCACACUGCAGAACUGGGUCCUGGACUUCGGCCGCCCCAUUGCCAUGCUGGUGUUCCCGCUCCAGUGGUUUCCUCUCAACAAGCCAAGCGUUGGGGACUACUUCCACAUGGCCUACAAUGUCAUCACACCCUUCCUUCUGCUCAAGCUCAUCGAGAGGUCCCCUCGCACACUGCCGAGGUCUAUAAUCUACGUCAGUAUCAUCACUUUCAUCAUGGGAGCCAGCAUCCACCUGGUGGGCGACUCCGUCAACCACCGCCUGCUCUUCAGUGGGUACCAGCACCACCUGUCCGUCAGAGAGAACCCCAUCAUCAAGAAUCUCAAGCCAGAGACGCUGAUCGACUCCUUUGAGCUGCUGUACUACUAUGACGAGUACCUGGGCCACUCCAUGUGGUACAUCCCCUUCUUCCUCAUCCUCUUCAUGUACUUCAGUGGCUGUUUUACGACCUCCAAGGCUGAGAGCCACAUGCCAGGGCCUGCCCUGCUCCUGGUGGUGCCCAGUGGUCUGUACUACUGGUACCUGGUCACCGAGGGCCAGAUCUUCAUUCUCUUCAUCUUCACCUUCUUUGCCAUGCUGGCUCUCGUCUUGCACCAGAAGCGUAGGCGCCUCUUCCUGGACAGCAACGGCCUCUUCCUCUUCUAUUCCUUCGCCCUCACCCUCUCACUGGUGGCUCUGUGGGUUGCUUGGCUGUGGAAUGACCCUGUACUCAGAAAGAAGUACCCUGGCGUCAUCUACGUCCCCGAGCCCUGGGCCUUCUACACGCUGCAUGUCAGCAGUCAGCACUGAGGCUCCCUGGGAGCGACAGGCCAUGGAUAUUUGUGUGCAUGGGUGCAGAUGUGCAUCGGGAAUGUGCACUGUGCACAUGUCCAGAGACUGGCAGGUACACUGCUGACAGACACGGCUGUUUUGGUCAGGGUUGUUUUUUAUUUGUUGCUUUGGACUUAAGAUGGAAUUUAGUUUGGAGAAAUAUAUGAAGGCCAAGAUCCUGGCCCCUGCCCUCCCUCCCCUGUAUCUCUCUACUUUUAGAGAUACCACUCCUAUCUCUCAGGACUGGGCUGGCCUUACAGAAAUGUCUUCUGGUGGCCAUGCAGGUGAGGGCUGGGCAGGGCAGAAGCAGGAGGCCCUGCCACCCACUCAGAAGCUGGCUCACCCUGAAGCUGCCUGCCCCCAGCCCUAAAGGACACAACUUCUGUCCUUUGAACAAAGCAAUUCUAUCUCUGGUCUUCAUUUGUUCUGGAGGCCUCCAUGGUCCCCAAGUGGCUCUGUGGACUGGGGGUUCUGAUUCCCCUGAGACAGCUCAGCAAGGAAGAGUGGUUCUGUCUGUUACUGCGUGCCCACCCUCAGCCUAGGGGGGAUGCUCUUCCCCCUCUUGUGCAGCCUUGAACCCCACUCACAUGCUGCUGAGAACCCGGUCUCCAGGGAGCUCAAGGUCACUAUCAGCUGAACUCUGGAAACCAGCCUGGGUUUGGAACUACAUGGAAGGCAGAGUUCCCACGUCCUUGUGUUAUAGAUUUCCUGAGACCCAUUGUCAGGGUCUGGGACAUUACAAAUCUGUCUCUCAAGACAUCGCAUCUCAACCUGAAUCUCUCACCACCUGCCGGGUGCCUAUGUUCCCAGUGUGGUGGCUCCUGCUUCCCCCAGCCUGCCUCCUCCCAGGCCUCAGACACAGGACUCCGGGGCACAGCACUGGCCUGUGCCAUGAGUCUUGGGGACACUCCUACUAUGCAUUCUCUUCUGUUGCUCUCAGGGAACACUGGGCCUGAUUCUUCUCUUUUGUUGUGGUCUUUCUACAGGCUAGACCAUGCUGGGUGGUGAGAGGUCUGAAUAAAAGCGGCAUGGAGGCCGGC
Molecule: messenger RNA, 2051 nt
Organism: Mesocricetus auratus (golden hamster)
Lineage: Eukaryota; Metazoa; Chordata; Mammalia; Rodentia; Cricetidae
Gene: Cln6
Product: CLN6 transmembrane ER protein
Exons: 7
Coding region: 46-990 (314 amino acids)
Source: RefSeq, a predicted model, not a curated record